UUUCCUUCCCUUCCCUCGUUGCUUACCGCUAAUGGUCUUAUACAGACGCAGUUUAUCUCAUAUAACCGAACGAAGAAGGCUCAAUGCACGCACACUAUCUCUGCCGCUGUCCAAGCAAUCUGUUCCUCUCGCUAGUCCUCGACUUCCGACAGAAAUGCUGGAUGAAAUCAUUCAGUUUGCUCUUGUGUUUGCCUCGAAUGACCUGGACUAUCCUGGAUUCGCUUUCAUCAGAUCUUUUACCCUCGCUUCUUCUUGUUUCCGGAAAAUAGCCUUUCGGCACUACCUUAGCACUUUAACUCUCAAUACUCUAUCGCAGUUGGAUAGUACCUUCAGGCUGCUUCUAUCGCUGGAGAAGGUGCCUGUCACAGGUGCUUUUUCGUGGGUCAGGACCGUGUAUGCACCUUCAGGAAUUCUAUCGGCUCAACCAUAUGCCUCACAACUACGUUUUCUCACCAAUAUAAACGAACUUUCUAUCAACUGCAACCACGAAGGCUUCAGUACCUAUCAACAGCGCUUUAAGCUUAUCUGCGCCAAUCUGACGUCUUACUCCCCCAUCAUGUCCCUGACUACGCUGACUCUAACUGCUCUACCGCGUAUCGAAACCAACUUGCUUCAACGGAUCGCUCAGUCCUUUCCUUCUAUCGUCAACCUCUAUCUCAGUUGCACUGAAAGACUCAACUUCUCUCAUUGCUGGUACUGCCUGGAGGACAGUCUCACGUGUACUAUGCAUUCACCUGUUCCUGAGAGAUAUCUGGAAGUUCAGGAUCUAGCUACCGCAUUUGCCAAUGCACUGAAACCCCUGAAGAAUCUCACGCACCUACAUCUAGGAGUGUUCCUCUCUCACGAAGACCUCGUCUACUCUCACAUGCAGCAUGCACCUCGCUAUCUUGGACAUCCUGAAAUCGUCUCUGCAUCCAAUGAAUGCGAUAUCUGUGCCGAUCAUGCGAAAGAAGUUCGCAUGGACGAAUUGGCAGCCAGUCUAAUCAUAGCGCAAAAAGUACGAGCCCUUCAAACAAUAGGCUGGAGUUCUUUCUUUGGAUACGGUGGUAGUGAUUGGGAUAGCAAUGGCGAGAAGGCCGAUGGCAAUGGCUCCGACAAUGAUGGAGAAGGAGAAGUCGAGGACACCAGUUCAGAUAUUGUUGGAAACGACUUCAAGACAAAGGUCUGGAUUCUGAGAAAGAAUGGCCGGGUGCGAGUGCGACGAUUGCCGUGGUGAGAGCUGAGCGCUAACCCCGAACGGCACCUUUACGAUUUUACCGAGCGUUCUUUUCAUGGCAUUGUGUGCGAUUCUAGACGCUGUUACUAUACUUGCUGCUUGAUUUCCUUUACUUUCGAUGAUAAGUAUUGUAUGUACGAUGUUCGGACUGUAUUGCCACUACAACAGAAGG
Desarmillaria tabescens is the source of this 1388-nucleotide messenger RNA. RefSeq lists its product as uncharacterized. Lineage: Eukaryota; Fungi; Basidiomycota; Agaricomycetes; Agaricales; Physalacriaceae. The record is from RefSeq and is a predicted model, not a curated record. The coding region runs from base 32 to 1216 and encodes 394 amino acids. The transcript is spliced from 3 exons.